Athene cunicularia (burrowing owl) is the source of this 1273-nucleotide messenger RNA. RefSeq names its product dolichyl-phosphate mannosyltransferase subunit 2, regulatory (gene DPM2). Gene Ontology annotation, biological process: GPI anchor biosynthetic process. The annotation marks the transcript as partial. Gene Ontology annotation, molecular function: enzyme regulator activity. The record is from RefSeq and is a predicted model, not a curated record. Gene Ontology annotation, cellular component: dolichol-phosphate-mannose synthase complex; endoplasmic reticulum membrane. The transcript is spliced from 4 exons. NCBI's taxonomy places the organism in Eukaryota, Metazoa, Chordata, Aves, Strigiformes, Strigidae.
CUGGGGCAGCGCCGGUGCCGGCGGGGGUCGGUACUUGCGAGGACUGGGACAGAGCUGUGGGAGCGUGAGCUGGCGCGGCCGGACGGGAGCUCCGGGAGCGCCCCCAGCCGCAAGACCAGGCCGUUCUCUGCCGCCCUCGCGGCCACAGCAACAGACCAGGUGGUUGGAUUCGGCUUGGUUGCCUUCAGCCUCGUCCUCUUUGUUUACUACACCCUCUGGAUCAUCAUACUGCCCUUCAUCAACAGCAACCAUGGGAUCCACCAGUACUUCUUGCCGAGGGAGUACGCUGUUAUCAUCCCUGUGGUCGCCGGGCUGCUGCUAGUCCUAUUUAUAGGCGUUUUUAUAAUGGUCGUGAUGUGGAAGAGCAGGAAACCCGCCAAGAAAUCAGACUGAAGGCCCAGCUGAGAGAGAUGAGAAGGUGCCCACACUGCGGCAGUGUGGCCAGGAAAAGACUUUACCUGCAGCACCGGGCGGAUGCCUCCUCCAGAGCGCUCAGCGCCGAGCUGGCUGCUCUUCCUGCAGAGAUGAAACCUUCUGUAGUUUACAACUUAACUGACCAAACGGAAGCAAAACUGACCUCCGGGGCUCAUCGAGAGAGGGACCAGAGCCCUGGCUGCAAGGGACCUGCUCCCCAGCUGGGGCUGCUGUGCCCAUGCUGGCUAGAGGAGCUGUCAGGGUCCAGCAGCUGUAACCACGCGAGUGCAAGUCGAGCCCUGACCUCUGCCCAAUGCUCAGCCUCUGGAUAAUCCUUCCCCUCUGCUCUUGUGACCAGUAGUUUGUUCCUUAUAGGUUUUUUCAAAUGUUUACAUACAGUUUGUGGGGGCGUUUUUAAUUGGAUCUGUUUCAGAGGACAGAAAUUAAACUUUGGGCUGGGAAAAGGCAGGCUGGCAUUCUCCAUUUGCUUGCUGGAAGGGCUAGUCAUGGUACUGGUGGGCUCUUACCUCUCUGAGAAAGGACCCUGGUGAGGCCAGGCAUGCAGAGGAUGCAGGGACAGUGCCACUGCUGCCCUCUGUGUCCCCUCCUGCAGUCAUCCAGCUGCGGGGGUGCCACGGGGGUGCCCUGAGUCACAAGGAAGCCGUCAGCUCCCCAGGUGCGGUUCCUGUGCCAGCUGCUGGCUGGGUUCCUGCCCCAGGCAAGGCUCUGGGUGCCAGCUGGGCUGGGGCUGGGCAAGCAGGCAUGGUGGCACCCUGUCCUUCCCCCCGUGGGGUUUGCUCUCCUGGCAGCUCCCCCAGACCACAACAAGUGGGAUCGCCCUCAAUAAAGGUUCCACAAG